Messenger RNA from Pseudogymnoascus destructans, 1476 nucleotides. It is a transcript of the gene DIA4, whose product is annotated as Serine--tRNA ligase, mitochondrial. Gene Ontology annotation, biological process: mitochondrial seryl-tRNA aminoacylation. The record is from RefSeq and is a predicted model, not a curated record. The transcript has a single exon. Gene Ontology annotation, molecular function: ATP binding; tRNA binding; serine-tRNA ligase activity. Bases 1 to 1476 code for a protein of 491 amino acids. Lineage: Eukaryota; Fungi; Ascomycota; Leotiomycetes; Thelebolales; Thelebolaceae. Gene Ontology annotation, cellular component: mitochondrion.
AUGCCUCCACGCAUACGACCUCUCCUUCGCCGGCCGCAAUGGCGUCCUUAUCAUCCAUCACCUCGUCUUCGGGCUGAACCUUCUCGGCCUUCUAUAGCUCAAAAACCGACCAUUGACAUCAAGCACAUCCGCCAAAAUCCGGACCUCUAUACCCAGAACGCGAUUGAGCGAAACUACGGAGCGCAGAGUUCGAAUCCGCAACGUAUCAAUGAGCUGUUUGCGCAAUGGCAGGGGCAUCAGCGGGAUGGUCGAUCUAUGCGCGAACAAAGCAAUGUCCUACAAGCUGCGCUCGCGAAUCCGAAAUCUGCCAGACACCAGGACGCCGCGCGAGCGAUUGGAUUCGAAGAUUUGAGCAGAGAUGGGAUUAUUGCCGCCAGCCGUAGCCUGAAGAGUAAACUGGCGAGCAUCGAAACGGAAGAGGCGAAAUUGACUAGGUCGAUCGAAGGGCUGGCCCUCGAACUGCCGAAUUUCACAAGCCCCGACACCCCGCGCGGGCACGAACCAAAGGUGCUGAGCUACAUCAAUGAGCAUCCGUCUGGGGAGUCGGAAAAGUCUCACGUCGACAUUGGAACCUCUCUUGGGAUACUCGACUUUGCGAGCGCAGGCUCGACGUCUGGGUGGGGAUGGUACUACCUUAUGGGCGCCGCGGCACAACUCGAGCAGGCGCUGGUGCAGUUUGCGCUUUCGAAGGCAACGGCACGCGGAUGGACACUUGUGGCGCCACCGAGUAUUGUUUACUCUCACGUCGCGGCAGCCUGUGGAUUCAUGCCACGAGACCAGAGCGGCGAGACGCAGAUAUAUACGAUUGCGCAGGGGGAGGGGGAUGUGGCUCGAGGGCGUCCAGAGCUGUGUCUCGCGGGCACGGCGGAGAUUCCACUCGCGGGGAUGGGAGCGGGUGCGUUGUUGGAUUCUGCGGUGCUUCCGAGGAAGUAUGUCGCUGCCAGCCGCUGUUAUCGCGCAGAGGCAGGCGCGAGAGGAGUCGAUACGAAGGGGUUAUACCGUGUGCACGAGUUUACAAAGGUGGAGCUGUUUUCAUGGACCACACCGGAGCUCGAGGCCGCGACAGAGGUGUUUGAGGAGAUUGUGGACAUGCAGGUGGAGGUUCUGCGCGAGCUGGGACUGCACUGCCGCGUGCUCGAGAUGCCGAGCACUGACCUUGGCGCGAGCGCUUUCCGGAAGAAGGAUAUCGAGGCGUUCUUUCCGUCGCGGAGAGGGAGGGAUGGGGGGUAUGGGGAGGUCACGUCGGCGAGCGUGUGUACGGAUUUUCAGGCGCGGCGGCUCGGGACGAAGAUGAGUCGGGGGGGAAAGAAGGAGUGGGUGUAUACAGUUAAUGGGACGGGCAUGGCAGUGCCGAGGGUGCUCGCGGCGGUGUUGGAGAAUGGGUGGGAUGAGAGGAGGGGACAGGUGGCGGCCCCCGAGUGUUUAUGGCCGUGGAUGGGGGGGUUGAAGGUUAUUAAGGGGAAGAUUGUAGUAUAA